Molecule: messenger RNA, 2731 nt
Organism: Uloborus diversus
Lineage: Eukaryota; Metazoa; Arthropoda; Arachnida; Araneae; Uloboridae
Product: hemocyte protein-glutamine gamma-glutamyltransferase-like
Exons: 15
Coding region: 290-2569 (759 amino acids)
Biological process (GO): peptide cross-linking
Molecular function (GO): protein-glutamine gamma-glutamyltransferase activity
Source: RefSeq, a predicted model, not a curated record
GCUGUUUCCAAUGAGUGAACCUUAGAGAUUGAAUUCAGAAAGUAUUGUGAUACGUAUGUCGCUCUAUCCAAUUAAAGUCAAUUAGUGGAGGAUUUAAAGUUUUUCUAGCAACUGUUUGAAACGAGUGAAUCUUCCAGACUGAACUCAAAAAGUAUUGUGAUAAGUAUAAUUAUCUAUCGGCUUAAAGUGACUUAGUGCAUGAUUAGGAGUUUUUCUAGUGGUUAUUUCAAACUAGUGAAUCGUAUGGAUUAAGUCCAAAAAGUACCGUGAUAAAUAAGUUCUAAAGACGAUGUCUCGACCCACGAGUCCUGUCCGCCAUGUCAGUGGCUAUGGCAGACGAUAUGCUCAUCGCCUUCCUUUGGAAGAAAACAACGACUACCUCAAUGAGGUUUUAGAACGAAUGAGAAGAGAUGCCAUGAGGCGUAGAAGGUACUACAAUAGGGUGGACGAAACCGAUCGAGCGAUUCCUCUACCUAUUGAAGUAUCCACGGUGGAGUUCUACUGCAAAGAUAAUGCAAAAGCACAUCACACAGAAGCCUAUGAUUUGGUGGAAGGCAAAGAGCCCGUUCCAGUGUUUCGUCGAGGAGAACCUUUCUACCUAGGUAUCCGUUUCAAUCGGCCUUUCAAUAUCAACACAGAUCAAGUCAGAAUCGAUCUCACUUUUGGUCCCAAGAAUCAGCUAAACAAAGGUACUUUGAUACUCCUGCCAGUAACUAGUCAGAAAAGCUUCACUCGUGACCCCUCCAAAUGGGAUAUCUGCCAAGCACGGUUAGAACGGGCCAUACUGACCGUACAGAUACAGAUACCAUAUGCAGCUGGUGUGGGCUUGUGGCGCAUGAAGAUUCAGUCAAAGGUUCCUGGAAGUAACAAAAUCAACGUCUUUGAAUGUAAAGACAAUAUUUACAUUCUGUUUAAUCCUUGGUGUAGAGAUGAUCCCGUCUUCAUGGCAGAUAGCAAAGAUAGGCAGGAAUAUGUACUAAGUGAUGUUGGUAAAAUUUUUGUCGGAACGCACAGUCAACCAGUUGGUCGUCCUUGGGUGUUUGGGCAAUUUGCCGAAGCUGUACUGCCAGCAAGUGUCUUUUUACUCGAAAAAUCAGGACUUGAUUAUUCUGCUAGAGGUAAUCCUGUGAAAAUAGUGCGAGCUAUAUCAGCAAUGGUGAAUAGUAACGACGACAGUGGAGUUGUAAUUGGGAACUGGUCGGGCAACUAUGAGGAUGGUACAGCGCCUUGGAGUUGGACAGGUAGCGCAGCCAUAUUAGAACAAUUUCUAACAAGCGGAGGAAAGUCCGUCAGAUAUGGACAGUGCUGGGUAUUCUCCGGUGUGUGUACUACUGUUUGCAGAGCUUUGGGAAUCCCUUGCCGAAGUACAACGAAUUUUGUGUCUGCCCAUGAUACUGAUGACAGUUUGACUGUGGAUAUUUAUCUUGACGCUGAUGGGAAUAAACAGGAAGAUCUCAUAAUGGAUUCUAUCUGGAACUUCCACGUUUGGAAUGAUUGUUGGAUGGCAAGGUCCGAUUUACCAUCUGGAUAUGGUGGAUGGCAAGCUAUUGAUGCAACACCGCAAGAAACAAGUGAAGGAGCAUUUCGGGCAGGUCCAGCGUCCCUGGUAGCUAUCAGAAGAGGCGAAAUCAGCCACUUGUAUGACGCGCCCUUUGUUUUUGCUGAGGUAAACGCAGACGUUGUCCAUUGGCAAGCUGAUGAAUCAGAACUGGGCUUCAAAAAACUGAAGACCAAUACGUAUCAUGUCGGUCGGCUCAUCGUGACCAAAAGAGUAGGAUUCGAUGAUGAUUUUGGAACACGUGAUAUGGAAGACAUUUCUCUUGACUAUAAAUCCAAAGAAGGAUCCUCCGAGGAACGGAUGGCAGUUUUGAACGCAGCCCGACGUACUGGUUUGACCCACAUUUACGACAUGCCACCACCGGGUAAAGAGGAUGUGCGAUUUCAUUUACGAGACAUCGACAGGGUCAUGAUUGGACAACCUUUCAGAGUCAUCGUGGAUGUGGAGAACAAGAGUGAUGAAGUACGAACAGUUACGUCUGUACUUUCAGCCAGUACUGUCCAUUACACAGGCAUCAUUGCCAGAAAAGUCAAAAGGUCUCGGGGUGUGUUUUCACUGAAACCCAGACAAAAAGAAGAACUGGGAAUUGAAGUAUCUGUGGAUGAUUAUUUAGACAAGCUUGUAGACUAUGCCAUGCUUAAAAUCUACGCCAUUUCCACCGUUAAAGAAACACAGCAGACUUGGGCUGAAGAAGACGAUUUCCAAGUAGAAAAGCCUCCACUGAAGAUAGAGAUUGAAGGAACACUGAAAGUGAAUAGAAGAGUCAACAUACGGGUCACGUUUACAAAUCCGCUGAAACGAAAGUUGGAAGAUUGUGCUGUAACAAUUGAAGGACCUGGCUUGAGUGAGCCUGACAAGACACUGCUGGAUGAUGUUGGUCCUGGAGAGGUGAUGAAACACAUCCAAACACUUGUACCUAGAAAAGCAGGUCCUAGAAAAAUCACGGCUCUGUUCACUUCGCGUCAACUCAUUGAAGUCCUGGGAUCCAAGCAAGUAGUGGUUUAUGAUUGAUCCUGAAAAAAAAAAAAAGAAUGAUUCUGGUCCUCAUACAUGUUGUAUUUGCUACUGCUACUUAAGAUGAUUUAAAUUUAAAAAAAAAAUCAGCUUAAGAGUGCCAAAUGAAACUUAAAUUAUAGGUAUUAUUUCAUAAUGAUAUAUUUUUUAUUGUUUAGU